AUGCCAACGACAAAAGAACCCGUUUCGCACGAAACCUCUUGUCCGCAUGCCGGUUCACCUGACCCCUCGGUGGGUAUCCACCGUGGCUUGCCCGAUUUCCUAAGCUCCGUGAGCUUGAAGUACGUGAAAUCCGGCUACUGCCAUCUCAUUAGCCACGGCAAGUAUUUCGCGUGCUCGAUUCUCAUGGUGAUGCUCAGCACACAAGCUGGAAAGAUAACUUGGGAUGUCUUUUCCUUGGGAUGUUACAGCCUGGUGAACGUUCUUCUGCUCUUGGGCUUCUUCUCCCUGGCUACUUUUGUUGUUCUUGAUUUUGUUCCUCGUUCGACUUAUCUUGUCGAUUUCGCUUGCUACCUGCCACCAGAUGAACUUAAGAUAACAAAAGAAGAAUACAUAGAGCUAGCCAAGAAAUCAGGUCAAUUCACCCCUGCAUCCAUAGACUUCCAACGGAAAACCCUCGAAACUUCCGGUCUCGGCAACCAGACAUACCUCCCUCGCUCGGUUUUCCUCCCGAACCACAAAACCGACCUCGGCCAUAGCCGGGAGGAGGCUGCCCUGCUCAUCUACGGCGCGGUGGACAGCCUCUUUUCCGCCAUCUCCUCCGGUAGCCGCCGCCGCCUCCGGCCAAGGGACGUGAAAAUCCUCAUCGUAAAUUGCGGUCUCCUCAACACCACCCCUUCCCUCUCGGCAAUGAUCGUCAACCGCUACAAGCUCGGCCGCGGAACACAGAGCUUCAACCUCGGCGGCAUGGGCUGUGCCGCCGGAGUAGCCGCCAUCGACCUCGCCGGAGACCUUCUGAAGAAGGGUGGUUACCCGGGCUCGUACGCGCUGGUUGUCAGCAUGGAGGCCGUGGGGCCCGCCUGGUACGUCGGCAAUGACCCGGAAAUUGUGCUCCCGAACUGCUUCCUGCGGAUGGGGGCUGCAGCCGUGUUGCUGUCCAGCUGUCGCCUCGACAGGUGGCGAGCAAAGUACCGGUUGAAGCAGGUUGUAAGAACUCACAGAGGGAUGGAUGGCAGAAGCUUCGAAAGCAUACAACUGAAAGAGGACUCACAGGGAAGACAGGGACUGUCGAUAAGUAAUGAUGUUGUAGAAGUCGGUAUGCAUGUCCUAAAGGCACACACCGCAGGCCUAAGCUCUCUCGUCAGGCCCGGGCCUGGGCCCAACUGCAAGUUGACAUUUGAGCACGUCUGCAUUCUUGCGACGAGCAAGAGAAUGCUGGACGAGGUUCAGAAGAAUCUGGACCUGACGGAUGAAAGCAUGGAAGCUUCUAGAAAGACGCUGGAGAGAUUCGGGAACACGUCGAGCAGUAGCAUCUGGUAUGAGCUGGCUUAUUUGGAGGCUAAGAAGAGGAUCAAGAGUGGGGAUAGGGUGUGGCAACUGGCCUUGGGCUCUGGGCUCAAGUGUAACAGUGUGGUUUGGGAAGCUGUUAGAACUGUUGAGCAGAUUAGUAGGAAGCCAUGGAAUGUUUAG
This is a messenger RNA of Striga hermonthica, 1467 nucleotides long. The record is from the annotation of a GenBank genome assembly. Lineage: Eukaryota; Viridiplantae; Streptophyta; Magnoliopsida; Lamiales; Orobanchaceae.